UUGACAUUUGACAUUUCAGUUUGAGGUUAUGUAUUUACAUGCAAAUAGUGACAAUUUUUAUCCGUUUUAUACACCAUGAGUGCGCUGGAGGUUGAAGAAAACGUGAAUUUGCACGAGUUAGUGUCAGAAAAAAUUAAAUUCGGCGAGGAAUUAAUCGCCACGAUACACAAAUAUAAAAAUUUAGAAGGGAUUCAGAAGUUGCAACGAAAGAUAACACAAGAGUUGAAUUUCUUGCGACAGAUCGUAAAGUCGGGGAAGAUUAAAAAAGAACACAUUCAGUGCUCAAAUUUGACACAUUUCUCAGCGGUGGUCAAUACCUUGGGAAACAUUGAAAAAUGUGUCUGUGUUAAUAAGGUGGUGGUUCUGGAUGAUAGGAAAAUUGUUAUUGAUAUCAUAUGUGAUGGGGGGUUGACUUGGAUGAAAGUAAUUGCUAGGAACCCUAAGUCAUUGAGUCAGAUUUGCAUGGGUGAUGCUAGCUAUGGUGUGAGAAGUGUUAUAGACCAUGCUGAAGACUAUCUAGAGUGUGCUAAACUAAACCCGCAUUUAUUUCAGAUCCCAAAGGUAGUAUUUGUUUUUGUUAAUGGCUUAGGAUCUAAUCUGGCUGCCAAAAUAGAGUCACUUGGAAUUAAAGUGGAAGGCGCUAGAUUGAUAAACGUUGACAUUAGCGAAACGGAAGACUCAAACGUGGAUAAAUUUCGAAAAACUGAAAGAAACGACGUAAAUUUAUCAUCGCCGAAUAUUUCGCACAUUACUAGAUUAAAUUUAGACGUGUCAGCAAUGCUAGCGUACGUCAGUUCAGUAUGUAAUGGUAGCGCAGGUCUAUAUGAGUUUCCAAAUGGGGUUCUAGCCCAACAAGCCGAGUGGGAGCGACUGCGACCACAGAAACCCAUACUAGACGAUUUUUUUAAAGGGAAAAAACUGUACUGUUGCGAAACCGCUAGAGACAGUUUUAUCAGCAUAGUCAACACGGUUGGAGGACCUAGUGAAAAAAAGCGCUCUGAAGAAUUUUUAAACCAAGUCAAAGUUCUUCCAGACGACGCUAGCGUCGAAGAUACCGAAGAAAAAAAUAUCGUUAGAAACGUCCAACUAACCCCUGAUAAAACCCUCUCAGUCGGUGGCAAAAUCAAAGAACGGUCUCUCACGAUCUUCACUUUCGGGGACCGCAUUGGCGCCGUCACCGUGACGUCCAACGACGGGUUCGUGCGGGCGGCCAAGCAACAGGGAAUCGAUUUCGUGGUGUUCGUGCACGAAUCGCGGGCCUUGACUGAGCAAAAGGAGCAAACCAGAGGAGUCCGAAGCGAGGAAAAAUAGCAGCAGAUUUUUUUUACACAGCAUCACAGUUGCGUGCCUUUAUUUAUCAACUGCCAGAGUUUAUAAGUUAGUUUGUUUGAAUAAAACGCUCACUUAACUGAAA
Molecule: messenger RNA, 1414 nt
Organism: Zophobas morio
Lineage: Eukaryota; Metazoa; Arthropoda; Insecta; Coleoptera; Tenebrionidae
Exons: 5
Coding region: 76-1311 (411 amino acids)
Source: RefSeq, a predicted model, not a curated record